AUGGUGCGCAAGAUAUUGCGCUCGCGGCUCCUCCGCCGGCUCGCCAAGCAGACGGUCGGCCUUAAGCGCGUGCCGGAGCCUCUCCAAGAAUCAAUUAAGGGAUAUCUUGCAGACUACUCCAAUCACCAAAUUCGGCAGCAUGUCUUUAACUACACGCUCAUGCUCAGCAGCAAGAGCGAGGAGCCGCCCACUGCCGUCACUCCUGCUUUCGAGCCCUCGGCGAAAGUCCUGGCUGCUGUGGAGGAUUACUUCUCAAAUAAAGGACCCUUCGCUCCAGUUCCAAAGAAAUAUCGCACGGCUCGACUCAAGCCAAGGUACGAUGAGAAGCAGGUUGCUGCCUACGUUGCUGCGAAAAUGCCAGCGGUCUACUCGGUCAUCCACACUGUCUUGAGCGAGGUUGCUCGGCGGCUGCCUGAUUUUAAACCAGAGAAUGUUUUGGACUAUGGCUCUGGACCAGGAACUUCCAUUUGGGCAAUGUCUCAAGUAUGGCCGAAAACUGUUAAGCUAGUGAACAUGGUAGAGACUUCUCCUUCAAUGCUUGCGGCAUCCAAGAAGAUCCUCGAAGAUUUGGAGGAUCCACCGGUUAUGCACAACCAUAAGACCCUGCGAAUUCUAUCAAAAAAGACACGACACUCGGGUCACGACAUUGUGAUAGCCUGUCACGCGAUUGGAGAGCUCCCGACCGUUGAAGAACAAAUCACUACUGCCCGGCAACUGUGGGCACUAACUCGAGACAUUCUUGUAAUCGUCGAACCGGGAACAUCAGAAGGGUCUUUGACAGUUCGAGGCAUACGGGCUCACAUCCUGGCUUUAGAAAGAAAGAAACUUCGAAGACGGCGGAAGUUCCUGACUGGCUCAACUUCCACUGACACUCCCAUGAUCGGCACCUCGGAGGAAGAUGGCAAUAAAAGAAACUUAGACGAGCAGCUUGUAGUACACAGCGAGGAAGAGGUCGAAAUACCCGGUGGUGGUGCUCAUGUGAUUGCACCGUGUCCACAUGAUGGUGUCUGUCCAAUGGAUGGCACAACCGUAUUUUGCCACUUUGUUCAGCGUCUUGAACGAACGUUCACUCAAAGAAUGGCUAAGAAACACUCACGAACAAUGCUGCGUGGCUAUGAAGAUGAGAAGUACAGUUAUGUGGUCCUUCGCCGCGGGCACCGUCCAAGGGUGGAUUGGCCACUAGAUCAUGUGGAGCUGCAGCUGGAUAAAGACGAGCCAGUAGAAAACGACCUACUUGUAGACUAUGAGGAAGACGAGGAUGAAGAAGAGGAAGAGUACUUAGAGGAUGAAAACGACGAAGAUAGAGAGACCAGAGACGACGAUGAAGGUGACAUCGAAACUAAAAUGGAGGAAGAACCAGGCGAGGACGAGAACGAAGACCAAAUCGAAGAACAAGAGGGUGACGACGACGAAUGCAAGGAGACGGCGGCAAACAUGAGCAGUGGCUGGGGCCGGGUGAUUUUCAAGCCAUUCCGGCGAGGCAAACACGUCACCUUGGACGUUUGCCGCUCGACGUCGCCGGACGGCUCGUCCGGAAGCUUUGAUCGUCUCACCGUGACACGCGCCAAGCACCGGGUUCUUCACAAGGAAGCGAAAAAGGUCCGGUGGGGCGACCUCUGGGCUGCCACCAGUAGCACCAAGACCUUCAGACACACCCGAGACAACCGCAUACCGUUAUCGCGAGAAAGGAUCCAUUCGUAUGAAUGAGAAGUGGAAGUCACGUGAAGCUUCAGCACCGACGGGCCGGAUUCAGAAAGAGCGAAAGAAAGCUGCAGAGAGGAAAAGUGAAGUCUCUGAGAAAAGCGUUAGAUCUGGAUGGAGCUUUGUGUGCACUGCAGUCAAAGCCGGGGUGAGCAAAGCUCUCUGCGCCAGAGACUUCAAGACAAAGCAAUGGAUCUCUCACUUUAAGCCCGACCAAGCAAGCAAAACAACACUACGAAAGCGACUAUGGAAAAACUCUACGAAGUGGCAGCAAGCGUACCUUCUCGUGUAAUACUUCCCCAGUGGCAAUGGAAGAGUAGCAUCUCGCUCUCCUUUGAUA
Molecule: messenger RNA, 2041 nt
Organism: Selaginella moellendorffii
Lineage: Eukaryota; Viridiplantae; Streptophyta; Lycopodiopsida; Selaginellales; Selaginellaceae
Exons: 13
Coding region: 1-1707 (568 amino acids)
Biological process (GO): translation
Cellular component (GO): mitochondrial small ribosomal subunit
Molecular function (GO): structural constituent of ribosome; methyltransferase activity
Source: RefSeq, a predicted model, not a curated record